AAUUUUUUUAUUUGUUUGUAUAAUGAAAGUUUUUAGUGGUGCAAUACAGCAUGCAAAAUUUGAACAUAGGUCAUUCAUUCAUUUUAAUCUUGUUUCUAAAAGAUUCACCUUUGUUGUUCAUAACUUAUUAUUCAUUUUUAUUUCUCAAGGAUAUAUACAAAAGGUUAAUUUAAUUUAAUUUGCAACGUUUCGGACAUUUUAAAUGUCCGUCUUCAGGCGACAAUUGUUGUUAACGUUAUAUUAAAAAAUGCUGACGAUUUAACUAUCAGUCACGUCAUUUAGCGCGCGCGUCACUAUGCACUUGCGUGGGCGUGUUCUUGUUUACAUGUUCCUUCUUAAAAUACUUAUUUAACAAUGGUCUCCACUGACUCCACAUCACCAAUUGUUCGAAAUUGUUCAAAACUGUGUAGCCAUUAUAUUGUUCUCUUAAAGACUAAUUUCCUUCUCUUACUUUCCUCUGUUUUAAUCCAUUUUCAGUUGUUAUUACUCGUGCCUUUUCCCAAUCAAUCCCACUCUCGCAAUCAACGCUAUGUCUCGCCAAACCUCCAUCUUCCUUACCCAUUCUUUCUUCUGCCGACUCUAGUUUUCCAUUCUUUAUGUCCUCUCCCGUCAACCGAACUUUACUCAUAUGCUCUUUCUUUCUAGUUCCAAAUAAGCGCCGAGUCUCUCCCACAUAAACCGCCUCAUCACAUUUGCAAGGAACUUCGUAUACAACAGUCUUCCGUUUCUCUCCCAGUGGUUUCUGUGCCUUUGUUUUCAUUUGUCUCACUUUAUUCCCAGGUCUGAAUGCGGUACGGAAACGAUGCUUCUUAGCGACUCUCUUGAACUGCUCCGACAUUCCUUGUAAAUAUGGUAUAACCACCAUUCCUCUACAACAUUCCUCAUCUUUAGAAUCUGUCGACUCAUUCGUAUCCUCCUCUUUGCUUUUCAUAUACUGUUUCACUGUCUCUCUGUCAUAUCCAUUAGCCACAAACACAUCUUCGAUGUUUUCAGUUCCUCUUCUACAUAUCCAGGAUCGCAUAAUGCUCGAGCCCGAUCUGCAAAUCCUUUAAUUAUACCUUUCUUCAUCGAGGAGGGAUGGUUAGAUCUUUCCUUGACAUUUAUAUUUGUAUGUAUUUUCUUGUAGUGAACCAUACACUCGAUUUAUUUCGUUUUUCUGUUGAUUUUCUGUUUCAGAUCCAAAACUGGGAUAACAUCAUUUUCUUGCUCUUCUUUGGUAAACUCGAUUAUCCCUUUUUCAAUGCUGUUUAGAUGGUCAAGUAUCACAUCCGACUGAUCUUUUUCUAACUUUAUCUCACUAUCAUCAACGUACCAGAACCAUUCAUUCAAUGGACACGGUGACGUUUCGAUUGCCCGUAACUGAAAUUCCUCCAUGAAUAUCAUCGCGAUCUCACCCGUUGCUCCAAGCCCAAUCGGUCCACUUUCCAAAACGUAAUGACUCCCUUUGUACUCACAGUACGUUAGGUUAAACAUGCACUUCAAUAACUCCAUGACCGAUCCAACGCUCAGAUCUGCUAUAUCCUUUAACUUCUUUCAUUUUGUUAAACAGUUUCCGCGACAGUUUCGGCGUAAAAAUUAAAAUGGUCACCCGGUUUUGAGUCCGCGAUUCUUGAGCAGGAUUUUUGUAAUAUAAACUAUAUCGAGCCACCUUAAUCAUGUAAAUAGAUAAUUAAAUACUUUUAUUAACUUUUUUAAUCCACUGUUGUAAACUUAACGUUAUUCAGGCAAAGGUUAUUACCAAGGCUGCGAGUUUAAGAGCGACUGUCCGUAAAAAUCGAGCAAAAUUUGAAUUCUGCGGCAAUACACGAAAAAUAGAUUUCGUUCAUAUUUUGCUCAAAUUAAGGUAAUACCUAGUUAUAAAUGGUGUUUGGGUUAGAUUUUCAAUAUUUGGUCGAUAAACGUACAAAUAUCAGAAAUCAAGAAUUUGUCUCUAGGAGGCUAUAAUUAGCCGCAGACAAAGCCUCUGCCAUGGUCAAUUUCAUCACUUCGCGACGGAUUCAAAACUGCCCGCAGAUAGUUUUGAUGGUACAAUGACUAUAAUUCAAGUAUUAAAGAACAAUUUUAUCAAUAUGGAAUGGCCCAGGAGGCUUUAGGUGGCCUGACAGACGUUGUUGAAAUUGGCUAUUUUUAGUCAAAUUUGAGAAUUGCAUUUUGUCACUGGAUUUGAAGGGGAAAUUUACUAUGUGCGAUAAUCGGGAAUUUGUUUAUAUUUCAUCCACGGAAUGGUAUAGCAUGAGUACAUGUUAUAUAUAAAAACUAGCUUGGGUUAUUGCCUUGGAGCCUCACGCAAGACUUUUAAAAAAGCUCAUUUUGGUGAUUUUCAGUGGAAUGUAACACAAUUAAAUCAUUAGGCCCAUACGUCUAUACCAGAGUCACGAAGCUCAAAUUGUUCAAAACUUUGAAUUUUGUGUUUCGAUAUCAAUAUAUAUAUAUGCUUUCUAUACUUUAUAAAGAAUUGUUUAGAAGGAUUUUCAAUAUAUUUUAGUGAUAGGCCUACUUAAACAAAAGCACAACAAAUCAUCAUAUCAUUACUAGACUGUAUAACGUUGCUAUUUAUAGCAAUUCGCGUGUUGUUACUGAAUGUAUAUUUAAUAUGUCUGCAGUCUGUAAGCUUUUGAAGUCUUAUAAUUUCUCAUUUUUGUUUAAUGCUUUCUCUGCAUAUGUAAACUAUUAGAAUUAAAGCUAGGUAAAUACAAUAAAAGUACAUAAGUUGAAAGGUUAAUUUACUAUGUGCGAUAAUCGUGAAUUUUUUUAUAUUUCGUCCACGGAAUGCUAAUAUAGCAUGGCUACAUGUUGUGUAUAAAAACUGGCUUGUGUUAUUGCCGUGGGGCCUCACGCAAGACUUUUAAAAAAGCUUAUUUUGCGGUAGUUCAGGCGACAGUCAGGUAGUCUGUUUCAGACCAUGUUACGAUAUAAAGGACUAUAAAAUAAUAUAAAAACAAGUUGACAAAGAUGAGUUAGUUCUUAGAUUAUUUAUACAAAGCAAAUCUAUAUACCUAUGAAUAUAUAAAUAAUUUUAAAAUGUUUGUUAGUGGAAUCUGGGAAAUAAAAUCAAUGCCAAUGUUGAGCGCUUUAUAAUGAAAAGCUAUAGCUGUCAACUGAAUAACAACUGCAUAAAAUUUAUAGCUGUCUCACUGCUCGUAUAUAUAUAUAUAUAAAAUAGAAUAUGACUGUCUAUAAACAACAAGCAGUGUUAUUUUUAAGUUUACGUUUUAUAUUGAUGGGGGGGGGGGGGAUUUUAAUCCCCCCCCAAAAAAAGUAAAACCAAAAAAGUAAACUACAAUAUUAAAAAAGUAUAGCUAAAGCAGAUCCUUUGUAAAUGAUGUCCUACACUGCGUGGAAAUGAACGUAAUCUUGAUUGAUUUAUUCUUUAAUUUUCUGUAGAGCUUUUGUUUUGCUCAAAAAUACAGCUUCAAUGAUGAAGAAUGACUCGGCUGUAACAGUUUAUUCAUAUUCAAUUUAUCUCGUUUUUUUUUUAAAUAUUUUGACGUUGUGACGUCACCGUGAGAUCGUGUCAAGAAAGUCUGAUAUCUUUGAUGAUAACUUAAUAAAAUUUAGUCAAACUUGGCAUGUUUACACUGUAAUGGGUGCACCUGCAAGUGAACAGUUCGGAUUAUUUAUGUUUUGCCAUAACAAAUAAUUAGUCCCCACUCUUUACUCGUUUAGCUUCUCUUCUUUUUUACAAAUUCUUCCUGUAGACUUUAGUUUACUCGUUUCAAUGGUUUACACAGGGCUGUAAAUACUCGUUACAAGAGGGCCCCCUAUACCUCUUCACAAUCUGCUUUCACGUAAAAAUAUUUUGCCUUUUCACAAGUCACGGAUUAAGAAAAUCAUCGAUCACGUUUCACGGCUAAGUAAAAUAAGCCCUUCAUGCUUCACGCAAAAAGUAUAGGGGGCCUGAUCACGUUUCACGGCUAAGUAAAACAAGCCCUUCACGCUUCACGCAAAAAGUAUAGGGGGCCCUCUUACAAUUGUAACGCGUUACUGUGUACUCGUUACAUUUGAAGUAAUGUUAACCUCUAAUUAAUUACGUUUUUAGAAAUGUAACGAAAAACGUAAUUACAAAAGCAAUUAAGGAACGUGUUCCUUUUCCAAGGAGCAAGUUGAAAAUUCCUUUUCUUAUUUUGUUAAAAGUGAGAAAUAAAAAAUACAACGUUACGACAAAAAUUCAGAAAAAUGGCUGAAAUAAUUUUCAACGAGAUCGCUGCACAUGACAUGAUAGCCUACAUGAAGUACUAUUUAAUUUAUUGCGAAAGUGGAACCACAAUUUGUUCCGAGGCUCAGAGCGCCAAAUAUUGGCAAAUAAAGUUUUAAGAGUUUACAUGCUUCGAUUUGCAUGUAAAAUUUUUAAUAUAUUGAAAUAUCGUCUUGAUAAAUUCUUGCAAAUUUCAUAGUUUAUGCCGUUUUUAUUUACAACUACUGUUUAAGAUAUUAUAAUAUAUAUAGUAACAAUUUGCCGGUAAAGGAAUUUGUAAUUAAUUCCUUUUUCCGCAGUAUUUUUUCAUUGUACUUAAUUACAUUUUAGAACAAGUAAUUGUAAUCAAGAAUUUAUUACAUUUUAAAGCAAGUACUUGUAAUUGGAAUUAAUUCCUUUUUCAGUGGUAAUCUUGCAGCCCUGGGUUUACAAUUAUCGACAACACCUAUGAAUACUAUCGUAAUAAGCGGAAAUUGCAAAAAUUGGUUUUUAUUUCGCUGGAAAUGGUGGAAACGAACACCGGGGCACAGAAUAGAUACAGGACCAGAAGUGUCACUCCUAUGUGUUUUGGCUGAAGGAAAACGUCCGAAAUUUUUUUGCGUGCUAUGACGCCAUCCUGGAGUGCACCCGGCACUUUGUACCUAUGUUUUCCUAUGAGAAACUUCCGUGUGCACUCCAGGAUGGCGUCAUAUGAUGGCGUAUCUUCACGUCAGCACUCGUAAAAUUUCGGACAAAAUAUCGUCUGAGUGACACUUCUGGUCCUGUAUCUAUUCUGUGACCGGGGGGAAACAUCUGCUCAUGCCAAAUUGUAAACUUUUAAAAACAUUGCUAUUUAAUUAUUUAAGGUAAUUGAAACAAACAAAAAAAUACAUUAGCCGG
Paramuricea clavata is the source of this 5074-nucleotide messenger RNA. NCBI's taxonomy places the organism in Eukaryota, Metazoa, Cnidaria, Anthozoa, Malacalcyonacea, Plexauridae. The record is from the annotation of a GenBank genome assembly.